This is a messenger RNA of Linum trigynum, 2038 nucleotides long. The record is from the annotation of a GenBank genome assembly. Lineage: Eukaryota; Viridiplantae; Streptophyta; Magnoliopsida; Malpighiales; Linaceae.
UAAAAGCAGCCUCAGGAAACAUAAUUUGAAAACCAAAAGAAGCAAGAAAAAGAUGAAAAGGAUCCAAAAAUCCAAUGCGGAUAAGAGACCGUUAAAACCAAAAAUAAAUUCCUCCCUCUCCCUGUUACUACAAGUCUUCAAGCAGGAUUCCUUGGCAGAAUCAUGGGCAACUUAUCAAUGGCCGUAGUCGUCCCCUCCAUUUCCUCCGCCUCUUCUUAUUCUUCUUCCCUAAUUCUUCGUCCCUUCAAACUACUCCCUGCAACUAAACCCUCUUCGUCCUCCUCUGCUUUGUCCCUCGUCCUGACUUGCGCUGCUCCCUCCUCCAAGGAUGCUCGCGGCGGUAAACGAAAACCCACUUCCAGAAGGAGCAAGUACGGCACUUCUAGGAGGUCGACUCUCAAGAAAUCGUUCAAUCAAGAGCAGGUCGUGUUCACCGCUCCAGUCUCCCACGAACCCCAUGUAGGGAUUAUCGGAGGCGGCAUGGCCGGUCUGCUUUGUGCUCUCGGUUUGGAGCAAAGAGGGUUCAAGUCCACGGUUUUCGACACGGGGAUUCACGGGUUGGGAGGAAGAUUGGGGACGAGAACCAUUGUCGGUGGUGAUAAGGAACUAAUAUUCGAUCAUGCUGCUCAGUUCUUCACUGUAAGUGAUCCUGUAUUUGGUGACCUAGUAAAUGGUUGGUUGGCAAAAGGUCUGGUUGAAGAAUGGAAAGGUAGAGUUGGGGAGAUUGAUGCCGGUGGUGGUGGUGGAUUUGUGCCCUUCCCACCAAUCCCUCCAAGAUAUGUUGGUGUUGAUGGAAUGCGGUUUCUUGCAGACUCACUUCUCUCACAGAGUGAAAUGGUGAAUGUGGUGAGACCUUGCUGGAUAAGCAAGCUAGAGCCGUUCAAUGGGAUGUGGCACUUGAGUGAGAAUGGGAAGCCUUGUGGGCAGUUCGAUGUCAUUGUGAUUGCACACAAUGGGAAAUGUGCGAAUCGGUUGCUUGCUACAUCAGGCUUGCCCUUAAUCGCAAGACAAAUGAAGAAGCUUGAUUUAAGCUCAAUAUGGGCGCUGAUGGCGGCAUUUGAUGAUCCGCUUCCAAUACCGUUCGAAGGAGCAUUCGUGAGAGGAGUGGAUGCAUUGUCGUGGAUGGGUAACAACUCCGGGAAGCUUUCGAAAGGGAAACAAAGCCCCGAAUGCUGGACACUUUUCAGCACCGGAGCUUAUGGGAAGAGGAACAAAGUUCCACAGGAAAGCAUCCCAUGUGAAACAGCAGAGAAGGUGAAAGAGAGCAUGUUGGAAGGUGUAGAAGCCGCUUUAGGAAUGGAGAAAGGACAGCUGCAAAGACCAUCUUACACAAAACUCCAGCUAUGGGGUGCUGCUCUGCCGACCAACAGUCCAGGGAUCCCCUGCAUAUUCGAUCCCCAAGGAAGGGCUGGAAUCUGCGGGGAUUGGCUUCUCGGUUCAAACAUGGAGUCCGCCGCCUUAAGCGGCAUUGCUCUUGCUAAUCAUAUUGGGGAUUACUUGGAAACAGUUGCAGCCGCUGAAGAAUUCGGAAUCGGUCUGACCACGGAUUUCCACCCGAUUCAAGGCCACGACAUCGGCCAGUUCUCUGGGUUGAAGAACGUACAACAACCUGUACAAGAUGCAUUGCAUUCUUCUGUAACAGUCCUAGUGUAGUACAAAGAAACAGCGCUAGUCUUGUUUUUCGCCAUUGUUGAUGCAGACGAGCUUCAGAAUUCAAUUGAGUUUUAUAGCAAUGGCGUUCCAAACGUUAAGAUACGAUGACACUCAUAGUGUAAUCCAAGUAAUAUUCCGCCAUUGUUUUUUAUAUGGUCCAGCUUCGGAAUUCAAAUGAGCUGCUUACUUUUGGAGACGGUGCACAGUUCAAAUUCCCAGGAAAGAAAAAAAGCUUGGAAUUCACUUCAAUUGAGUUAAUACAGAACGUAAAACGAAACCCUAGCAAUGUUGAAACCCUAAAGUAAAAAAGCUCUGUUACAACCGAAACUAUUCAUUCUGAUACUUCUCAGCCCGCAAUUUACAACACUAAAUUUUGCCGUUCACC